Messenger RNA from Rhopalosiphum maidis (corn leaf aphid), 972 nucleotides. RefSeq lists its product as uncharacterized. NCBI's taxonomy places the organism in Eukaryota, Metazoa, Arthropoda, Insecta, Hemiptera, Aphididae. The record is from RefSeq and is a predicted model, not a curated record. The transcript is spliced from 2 exons. Bases 261 to 746 code for a protein of 161 amino acids.
GGUGCAUGAACACAAAGCGAUUUAUAUGGUUUUAAACAAAAUAUUUAUCUCAGCGGAAAAUAUCAAAUUGAUUAGUUAAGCUAUAGUUCAAUGGGCAUUCGUUUAUAAUCUCAAUGACCGUGAUUUUGAUGAACUGGAAAUAUUUCCGACAUCCUAAUAUUAUAUAAGGCGGUAAUAAUUUCAGAAGACUCCAUUUAUGUUUGAUUCGUCAUUUAUAUUAUUUUACGUACCUAUUCGAAGUAACCACUUAGAAUUUAACAAUGAUGCGGGGCUUUAUGGUUUUUAUAGCUGUAGCUACUUUUUCUCGUUUUGAUUGCAAAAUCAUAAAUGUUACCCAUAAGUCUGGGGGUCCAGAUAGUAUCAUCGAGAAAAUUAUUUUACCGCAGAAUGAAACAACGGCUUUUUUCGAGACAGACAAUCUAGCGAUUACCGAUGAACGCAAAGUUAUUUCACCACAGAAUAAAACAACGAAAUUGGAAAAAAACAGCACGUCCUCCGCCGUCCAGCAAAAUAAAACUGUGGUCGAACAAGAUAAUUUAAGAACUGAUCGAAAACCUAAGACUCGUCAAGUGCCUGUAGAUGUUCUAAUGGCGGCUAGUUCCGACGUGACGAACAGUAUGAAUGCCGACCAACCAUACUACCAAAGUCCUUUAAUGGUAUAUCCGUUUCCAAUGAUGAACACAUAUUACCCCAGAUACUUUCCGUACACAUACCCAGGAUACCAAGGCUAUCCUUUCUUUGGAUAGUUAUUAAUAAUUAUAUUAUAGUGAUUAGUGGUAUACAUCUUAAAAAAAAAAAUAAUAAAAUAAAUAAUGAUUAUAAAAUCGUAUAAUCAUUAAUUUAUUAUUAUGUAUAAUGUUUAUUUUUCAAUUUUUGUACUAACCGUGAGUAUACUUUGAUCAAAUUCCCUUGCGUUAUUGUCAGAUUCAACAAGUUCCACUUCAGUUACAUCGAUGCUAUUGUAAUUUGGCU